AUGAAAAUCUGGAAAAUGGAGAAAUAUGAGAUUGACAUUAACGAGUGCAGUGAUGGUACUAAUACAUGCUAUGAAGGUAGCACCUGUAUUAACACUGAUGGUGGGUAUAUAUGUACUUGUCCUGGAGGAGUAACUGGUCCUUAUUGUGAUAUUGAUAUCAACGAGUGUGCUGAAGGUGAUCAUGGCUGUACUCAAGGCUCUACCUGUUUAAAUAUAUUCGGUGGUUUCGUGUGUUUGUGUCCAACUGGUUUCAAUGGCUCCCAAUGCAACGAGGACAUCAACGAGUGUCUCUCCCUCCCCCUCCCUUGCACUGGUACCGGUAAUUGUACUAAUACUAUCGGUAACUACACCUGCUCCUGUAAUCCUGGCUUUACAGGCACUAGAUGUGAAAGUGAUCUCAACGAAUGUGACACUACAGUCCCUAUAUGUAACACUGGUACUUGUAUGAAUAUACAUGGUAGCUACUCUUGUAUGUGCUCACCAGGUACUACUGGAGAUCAUUGUCAAACUGAUAUUGAUGAAUGUGCUGAGACUAAUACAACUAUUUGUAAUAAUGGAACGUGUCAGAAUGAGUUUGGUGGUUACACUUGUAAUUGUUUCAGAGGUUAUACUGGAGUGGAUUGUCUCAUUGUGGAGCCUAUUGAUGAUGAUGAAGGCACCUCUCGUCUUUCUAUUAUAAUAUUAGCUGUUGUUGUUUUUGUGUUGUUGUUGUUUCUUGUUGUUGUUGUUGUUGUCGUUGGUCUGAGGAUUGUAAGGAGGAAGAGUAGGAGAAAAGGGGUUUAUUCACCAGCUGCUGUAGAGAGGGAGUCUGAAGGAACAGUUGGCCCACGUACUGAGAAAGAAAGACUAUUAUAACUUACACUAUUUAUUAAUUAUUUUGUCAUUUUCUUCUUAAUACAGCAUAAUUGUCACUUAUAAUUUA
This is a messenger RNA of Amphimedon queenslandica, 922 nucleotides long. RefSeq names its product fibropellin-3-like. The record is from RefSeq and is a predicted model, not a curated record. The coding region runs from base 1 to 855 and encodes 284 amino acids. Gene Ontology annotation, molecular function: calcium ion binding. Gene Ontology annotation, cellular component: cell surface; signaling receptor complex; plasma membrane. The transcript has 2 exons. Lineage: Eukaryota; Metazoa; Porifera; Demospongiae; Haplosclerida; Niphatidae. Gene Ontology annotation, biological process: axon guidance; Notch signaling pathway.